Molecule: messenger RNA, 3320 nt
Organism: Boleophthalmus pectinirostris (great blue-spotted mudskipper)
Lineage: Eukaryota; Metazoa; Chordata; Actinopteri; Gobiiformes; Gobiidae
Gene: efhc2
Product: EF-hand domain (C-terminal) containing 2
Exons: 15
Coding region: 30-2288 (752 amino acids)
Biological process (GO): regulation of neuron projection development
Cellular component (GO): microtubule
Molecular function (GO): calcium ion binding
Source: RefSeq, a predicted model, not a curated record
UUUGGCUACUUUUUUUUAUCAUCACAGAGAUGGCUUCAUUACCCAUGCUUCCUGGGAAUUCUCAAAACAGACACCUGAGUAAAGAGACAUUUCACAAGUCACAUCACUUUGACAUUUCAAAUGGAGUGGCUUUACUGGUAGGCGACAAGAAACCAGGAAUUGGAGGAGAGCCAUUACCCGGUCAAAGCACAAGACCCAAGUAUUCGGUGUACCCCAAAGGAAAGGGCAGUGAUUUACCAUCAUGGGUGGCCUUUGAUAAACAGGCAUUGUGUUUUGAUGCAUACUUUGAGGAAACUGUGCCACAGGCUAAAGAAGAGACAUACAGAAUACGGAAGUGCAAGAUCAUGUUCUACCUAGAGGAUGAUACUAUCAAAGUGGUUGAACCAGAGUUCAAGAACAGCGGUAUUCCCCAAGGGACACUGAUUCGUCGUCACCGUAUCCCACUUCCACCACCAAACGAUGACCAGUUCUACAAUAUUUUUCAUUUCAACAUUAACCAAGAGAUACUCCUAUACUCUCGGAGGUUUAUGAUAACUAAUUGUGAUACUUUCACAAGAAAUUUUAUCACAAAUCUGGGAGUGCUUCUGAACGAACCAACAGUUUCACCUGUUGAUCCCUAUAGUCAGCUCCGGGAAGAUAUAGAGAAAAGUAUGAAGCCUCUAAGGCCCUAUGAAAAGUAUGACACUCGGAAGCAGUUCUUGGAUAACGAUAUGAAAGUGUUGCGUUUCUACGGCUACUGGGAUGACACAGGGAGCCUGUUUGGUGAUGUCAGAGAUUUGGUCCUACAUUAUUUCCUUGCUGAUGACACAAUAGAGAUCUGUGAAGUCAUUCCCCCCAACAGUGGUCGAGAUCACAUAUCCAAGUUCCUGAGACGCAGCAAACUUCCAAAGGUGGCCCCAAGUCGACUCCCACCGCCCGGUGCAAUCACUGACCGCACUAUCCUUAAUGUAUUUGACUCAUCAGACCAGGGGAAGCGUUUUAUAUUAGACAGUCUUAAGACAGGAGCCAUCAAAGAGGAGUUCUACAAAGAUUGUGACCUGACCAUAGGCACUGAGCUGAAUGUGUGGGGCAGGAAAGUUGUCAUCACCGACUGCGAUGAAUUCACUAAGAAGUACUAUCGUUGCAAAUAUGGCAUAGAGGACUUCACCCCUGUGCAGUACAAAGCUCCUGCAGCCCCUAAGCCCUCCAGACACGUGCCCCCCUACAACGGCUUUGGAUCAGAGGAGGACUCACUUAGCUCCUGCCAGGGACUGGUGCCCAAGCCCCCGCAAAAAGACUUCCACAAAUUUAUCACAAAAGACAGGCAUGGUCUAGAGAGUCAUGUGCUCAACUUUGUAGCCAAGAUGGUGACUGACAACCCAGUGGACAAGGAUAGAGAGUUCAUCAUCUCCUUUUACCUCAGUGAUGACACCAUCAGUGUGUUUGAGAGAACACAGCGAAACUCAGGCGUGCUUGGUGGUAAGUUUCUGGAGCGUGGCCGCGUGAAGAAGCCAGGGCAGGAGUUGUACAAGAGUGCGGUGUCAAAGUACUUCACAGCUCAGGACUUCUAUGUUGGAGCUGUACUGUGUCUCAACAACCACAACUUUCAGCUCACUGAUGCUGAUGAAUAUACAUUCAACUACAUGGGGAAAUAUGCUGAAGAGUUUGCCAUAGCCAAUGUGGGGACUAUCCUGAGCAAAUUGCGCUCCAUUCCUGAAGACAAACAGAAAGAAAUUAAGACAUUUCUGGCCCUCACUGAUCCGAGCAAUUCUGGUUUCAUACCUUAUGAGCCCUUCAGGGGACUACUGAUGGGCUUAGAGUGUGGCCUCUCGGAGCAUGAGGUGCUGGUUCUGGCCCGCAGCUUCUCGGAGCGCGAGCACUCGGAGAUGGAUGUCAGCCUGAUGCUGGCGGUGGCCCAGGACUUCCUCAGGAAGAAGCACUUUGAAGACUUCUCUGAAAUGACCAAAGCCUUCGCACACCACGACAGACACAAAACUGGACAUCUUUCCUUGAAAGAGACCAGGACCAUCUGUAAGGCCUUCCAUCUUCCCCUGCCUGAGAAUCUGCUCACAUCCCUGCUCCAAAAGUUUGCACAAGGAGAUGAAAUUGACUACCACGCUUACAUCACGGCUAUUAAUUGGCUUGAACAUCCUGCUGCUCCUGUAAUGCCUGAUGACAUUCUAAAGGUCAAUUUAAAGACUUCAGACAGUGGUGGUGUGGUGCUAAGAAACAUCAAUUAUGCCAGUAUGCUGGAAGACAUCUUCUUAGGUCCCCUCGCCAACACUGACCCGACUACUGCUGCAUCAUAGAUUCAUAUAAAGUAACAGUAAAAUUCAUUUAUAUUAAAUUUUCCUGCCUGCACCAAUAGUGAUAUCUCUUGUCAUAUUAUAUAAACCAAGAUAGUGUGUAAGUUAGUGUUUUAACAUUUGAAUGAUGUGGCAGCAGUCCUGACCCUUUCAGACCUAAAAUGACGCAAUCCUCUCAAUAAGGAAGGUAUGCUUAAAGGGGAUGUUGAGACAACACAUGCUUUUUGAUCUGAUUGCUUUUAUGUUAUAUGGGUUUAGUACGAAGACCUCCUUGACAAGUUUAAAGACACGAGCCGUUAAAGCAGAACCAUAUUUUCAGCUCUGGGCAGCCUUGACUCACACUUUAUGAUUACAGCACAUUAUAGUACAUCCCUCAGUGCAAAUUUGAUCAGAGAAAAAAGUACUAGAGGAUGAAUCAUGUGAGCAGUGUAAUGGUGACAGUUUACCGAAUAAAACUCAAGCAGCAAUUGAAGGGCUAUCCAUAAUAUUGCAGUAAUAGGAUUGAAUAAAUCUGUAGAAAGUGCACUAAUGAGAUAAGAUGAGCUAAGCAUUGUGCAACUAUCCCAACUUGGUACAACAGGCUGCCUUAACACUAGGGCUGGUGAUGGUCAGUGAGCAAUAAGUGAAUCCUUGAUAUAAUCCAAACAUAACAAUCAUUUAAAAUCAAAUACAUAAUAUAUAAGAUUCUGUAUACUUCGUCAAACCUGUGAAUAAUAAAGUAAAAUAAUAUAAAGUAUUUUUAUAUAUUUUUAACAACUAAAAACCAAAAACAGGGCACACCUGAUAUUGAUUUCAGAGGAUGUGUAUUACUAGGACUUAACCUUAUCUAUGUAAAGGUGAAUGGUGCUCAUUAAAGUGUUAUUCAGGGUGAAGCUUUGAUUCCUUAAAAGGCAUUCCUAUUUAAACUACCUGUUGAAUUAUGGCCUGAGUUCACAACCUCAUUUAGUUGAAAUGCUUAAAAAACAUCUUGAAUUACUGAGCUCUUAAUCUAUUUUAUGCUAUAUAUUGUCUCUACCUUUGUAUUUUUACAUUUUG